Molecule: messenger RNA, 696 nt
Organism: Cylindrotheca closterium
Lineage: Eukaryota; Bacillariophyta; Bacillariophyceae; Bacillariales; Bacillariaceae
Source: the annotation of a GenBank genome assembly
AUGAUUGGCCUCAACGACGGUUGGAAACUAACACUUGGCCUUGCACUAACCGUUGGGGCUGCAGUCGGGCGCACAGAUGGUGUAAUUGUCGGCCUGUUGCUGAUACUGGGAACCAAACUUGGCCUAUUGCUGGGUGGGACGGUGGGUUCUUGGUCGGAACCGGAAGGACGACCACUUGGAGCAGGCGUAGGUACAUUGGAUGGAGUCCGACUGGGGCGCAGACUAGGUCUAACCGAGGGCGCAAGAGAGAUAGUGGGAUUUGAUGUACUGGGACUUGUCGAUAAAGAGGGUGCCUGUGAUGAGGAUGGCGCUGCUGAUGGAACCGCUGAUACUGACGGUUUCUUGCUUAAGCUUGGUGCGUUGGAAGGCAUGACAGAUGGUGCAUUUGAUAAGGUUGGUGGUGACCCAGCACUGGGAGCCAUGCUGAAGCUUGGGCUCAUGGAGGUGGAAGGCGCUAAUGAUUGCGUGGGCCUCAAAGAUGAUGUUGGGUUCUGUGAUGCCAAAAGCGACGGGGCAUUGCUUGUGCUUGGCCUGCUCGAAGUUGUGGAAGGAGGGGGAGCCACCGGUGCUGAAGAUGGUGCGCCACUAGAACUUGGGCGGCUGGAUUGUGAAGGCAUUGAAGAGGGUUUGUUGGAAACGGUAGGGCUCGAAGGGCUGUAUGAAGCUGUUGGCUGUCCACCUGUAUUCUCGACGUAA